Molecule: messenger RNA, 1931 nt
Organism: Solenopsis invicta (red fire ant)
Lineage: Eukaryota; Metazoa; Arthropoda; Insecta; Hymenoptera; Formicidae
Product: homocysteine S-methyltransferase YbgG
Exons: 2
Coding region: 602-1570 (322 amino acids)
Biological process (GO): S-methylmethionine cycle
Molecular function (GO): zinc ion binding; S-adenosylmethionine-homocysteine S-methyltransferase activity
Source: RefSeq, a predicted model, not a curated record
UUUUUAUUUGUAAGUGGGAUGUAUCUAUUAAUUUAAUUAAUUAAUUUUAUAAAAUAAAUUGUUUUAAUGCCUUAAUAAAAAAAUCUGCAUAGCACAAAAACUAAUAAAUUCUUUAAUCCAACACAGUGUUCUGGCAAAUACAUUCAAGUGUAGUAGAUGUGGCAGUGAUUUAAUGAAGAGACAUUUCAAAUUUCAUGCACAUUUUUAUCGCAGCACAUGCUCAGUUUGCUACAUUACGCCGAGAUGACAGGUAUUCUAACCUGUACAAUCGCCAACUUUAACGCUUGAUAUCUCGGUUCGUGGGGCAGAGCGACAUUUUUUCCGCUAGAUUCGUUCAUUUUGAUUGAAAACGCGUCGAAUGAGCAUAAUUUCGUCAAAAUCGAAGGUGCAGUCCGUAUUCUGAACAAUUAUCAAUACCUGAUAUUGUACUGAAUUACUUUUUGAAAUUUUUUGUAUAUUUUUCAAAAAGAGCCAUUCAAGCUAGACAAUUACGUACAUAAUCCCCAGGUACAAAAAAGAGAUAUUAGAACGCAAUCUUUGAUAGGUGAUGUCAAACAGAUUUGGUCACGAACACUCGCUGUGUUAACCGGUAUUAGUGACGAUGAUGAAUGGCACCCACGUGAAGAUUUUGGACGGCGGCUUCUCUGGACAGCUGUCGCGGCAUGUGGGCACUAAGAUCGACGGCGAUCCGCUAUGGACGGCACGCUUCCUCAAGACCAAUGUCAAUGCUGUACAUACCACGCACUUGGACUUUUUACGCGCUGGCGCCGAUAUUAUCGAGACUAACACCUAUCAAGCGUCGUUACCUGGCAUGAUGAGAUAUUUGAAUACAAGCGAACGUGAAAGUUUAGAUCUAUUCACCACGGCCGUGAGCUUGGCUAAGAGAGCUGUAGAGGAAUAUGCCCGAGAAAAGCACAUUUCUCCUGAGCAGAGACCUUUAAUCGCUGGAUCUUGCGGUCCUUAUGGCGCUUACCUGCACAACGCAUCUGAAUAUACCGGUUCUUAUGGAAAGAAUAUGUCCCAGCAAGAACUGAUGGACUGGCACAGACCGCGCGUUAAGGCAUUACUAGACGCGGGUGUCGAUCUGCUAGCUCUGGAAACUAUACCCUGUAUCAAAGAAGCAGAAGCCUUACUGAAGUUGCUGAAAGAGUAUCCACACGCUCGUGCCUGGCUCUCGUUUUCAUGCCGAGAUGAUAAGUUCAUAUCGGACGGCAGUGUAUUCCAGGAAAUGGCUGUGCACUGUUACCGCACCCUGCCAUUGCAGAUUAUCGCGGUCGGCGUGAACUGCAUUGAUCCCAGGCAUGUGACUCCCUUGUUGAAAAAUAUUAAUGCAAACGCGUCGUCGAAGCAGGAUUUCAUUCCUCUGGUAGUGUAUCCCAACAGAGGCGGAAGCUGUUCGGCGACCGGUGAAUGGACUGCGGUUCCAGAUGAUCAUUCCCUUAAUCUGCCCAUAUCAGAAUGGUUGGACCUGGGGGUUCGUUACAUCGGCGGUUGCUGCAAGAUUUUCGCGGAGGACAUUAAAACGAUUCGAUCAGAAGUGAUUCGAUAUCAAGCAAGAUUUAUCUCAUAAUAAAUUAAAUCUUUUAUACUCUCUAAGAAACAUUUUACGUAUAUUACAAUACACGAUUGCGCUAUAGUUACUACGUUGAUAAAUCGAUAUACACACACACGCACGCACACACACACACACACACACGCACACACACACACACACACACACACACAUUUAUUGUUUUUAUUUUCUAAUAAACUUUGUAAACAUAUUUUAUAAGUUAGGAUGCCGUCACAUGUGGCGUUUAAUACACAGCAAUGUAUUGGGUCAUUAAUAAGCGAUUGAUUAGCAGCGGUUGAUUAUAAUUCGUUCUUGCUUUGAUAUUUAACCAAUUACAUAUUAAAUUGAUAAUAAAUUUAAAAUAUGUUAAUUGAAAAUU